UUUUAGGUAAUGCUGAACUCUCUGACGAAGCUCUAGCGGCAUGCAACAUCUGCGCGGGCAAGUACAGAUACGUGGUGGACCCAUUGGCAUUGGAGCGGCGGCAUCCGCCCCCGUGUACGGCGGAGGCGUCGGUUACGGGCGAGGCAACACACUCCCCUCUCUCUCUCGAGCAGUCGCAAGAUGGGAAGCAGGUCUGAGGUCCCAUCCGGACCGUGAGUUUGCCGCCUGGCUUGUGCGGGGUUUGAAGUCGGGUUUUCGAAUUGGUUUCGACUACGAAGCAUACACGUGCCGAGCAGCGAGAAAAAACAUGCGGUCAGCAAAAGAGCAGGCGGAUGUCGUGAACAACUACUUGCGAGACGAGAGAGCGCAGCAUCGUGUAAUUGAUUCACUCUUUAGCGGAAGGACAGCUCAUUUCAGUCCGUUUGGGGAGAUUCCCAAACCGCGCCAACCAAGCAAAUGGAGACUAAUCUUGGACCUCUCUUCUCCUCACGGUCACAGUGUCAACGGCGAUAUAGAUCCACAUCUCUGUUCGCCGUCGUAUUCACGAGUCGAUGAUGCGGCGACGCGGAUCUUAGCGUUGGGGCGAGGAACGCUUCUGACAAAGAUGGACAUCCAGAGCGCUUACCGGCUAAUUCCAGUACACCUGGACGACUGUCAUCUGCUUGGUAUGCGCUGA
Messenger RNA from Corticium candelabrum, 676 nucleotides. RefSeq lists its product as uncharacterized. Lineage: Eukaryota; Metazoa; Porifera; Homoscleromorpha; Homosclerophorida; Plakinidae. The record is from RefSeq and is a predicted model, not a curated record. The transcript has a single exon. Bases 41 to 676 code for a protein of 211 amino acids.